AUAUAUAUAUUUAACAGUCUGCGUUUGUUUGUCCUCUAGUGAAGCAGUCUGUCGCUCACGGUCGCUGAGUUACUAUGGAGAUACAACUGAUCUUCCUGAUUGUGGCACUAAUCAAAACUGAUGUCAUCACCGGACAGGCGCAACUUGACUACAGUGCCCUGCUGGGCGGACAAACAUCCAGAGUUGGGAUUUCAUCUGCGGCCAUGCCUGGCCUAAUGCAAUUCCUAAGACAGAAUCCAGCAUCCAGAGUUGGGAUUUCAUCUGCGGCCAUGCCUGGCCUAAUGCAAUUCCUAAGACAGAAUCCAGCACAACGUCAAACGGCUGUCAUGCCAAACAUUGGUUCUAUGAUGGCAGCUCUUAAGAACAGUGCAGGUGGUGGGGCUGGCGCGGUGUCUCCCUCAAUGGGUUUGAAUUCUAUGUUUGGAGGUGGUGCUGGUGGUGGCGCCGGCGCGACGUCAGCAUCGAUGGGUCUUAAUUCUCUGUUUGGAGGUGGUGCUGGAGGUGGACUUUUAGGCGGCAUGACCAGAAUGAUCGGCGCGCAAUACAUGAUAGAACGGAAGCGGAAGUUGCUGAAACGCUACAUCGACCUGUACGAAAACGAGGGUUGUGUAGACCCAUUCGACAAACUGCCCAACAGAUGGAAAGCAAUGGCAGCCAAGAACCUCAUAAAUGGAUGUAGCAGUCCUCAAGCUAACUUAACGUGCAUGAUGGUACAAACGCAAGUGGUAAAACCUCACAUGAUGGCGUUACAACGUCAGCUGGCCAAUUCGCCCUUGACUCAAGGCAUCUCUCAAGUAAACGCCUGGAACUCGCUGUCCAAGUUAGGACUUAUCGGACAAGGCAGAGGUCUUUCCGCUAGUCUCCCCUUGAUGACAAUCGGUAGCACCGGGCCGUUGGCUUCGUCCCUCGCCAGAAUUACGGAAAUGGCCGAAAGACAUGGCGAGAUCCGACAACGCUUUAUCCCUCUUCAGUGUCAGGAUAUACGACAUCAGAUGAUGCCAUCGUUGAGUAUGUCUAUAUGCUGCCCAGGUCCAGUAAUGGUACCUGACGGUGUACAGUUCAUGGCAAUGCAGGGACGUCUUCAUGAAUUGUAAAACACGUCACCGACCACCACCCAGCAGUGGAAGAACAUCUACGUCACUCGUCUUUUGUUUUCUCUCGUAAAAGAUCGCCAUUUUCCGUAUGCUUUGUUGUUCUGUGAGAAAAGAACAAAUGUAGCCUACAGUUUCCCCAUGUUGUGUUACUCAUCGUGAAGAUUUUCGUGAAAACUUAUUGGUAGUUUUCGUGCGCGUUAAUGUUCACCGAAAAAUAAACAAAACAAAGAUACAAAGAAAAGACCAGAACUGAUAAUAAAAUGCUGUGGACAAUUUAUAUAUUGUUUUGAAUACGUGAUCUCAACUCAAGGGCUGUCGACGAAAUAUUUUAGGGAUGGGAUUAAGGUAAAAAAGGCACAUCAGUAAAGUUGUUAUUCGUGAAAUAAAGAUUAUAAACACA
Messenger RNA from Gigantopelta aegis, 1494 nucleotides. RefSeq lists its product as uncharacterized. The transcript has 8 exons. The record is from RefSeq and is a predicted model, not a curated record. Bases 75 to 1094 code for a protein of 339 amino acids. Lineage: Eukaryota; Metazoa; Mollusca; Gastropoda; Neomphalida; Peltospiridae.